Molecule: messenger RNA, 3440 nt
Organism: Ruditapes philippinarum (Manila clam)
Lineage: Eukaryota; Metazoa; Mollusca; Bivalvia; Venerida; Veneridae
Product: transcription factor IIIB 90 kDa subunit-like
Exons: 16
Coding region: 55-2280 (741 amino acids)
Biological process (GO): transcription by RNA polymerase III; DNA-templated transcription initiation; transcription preinitiation complex assembly
Cellular component (GO): nucleus; transcription preinitiation complex; transcription factor TFIIIB complex
Molecular function (GO): TBP-class protein binding; RNA polymerase III general transcription initiation factor activity; RNA polymerase III type 3 promoter sequence-specific DNA binding
Source: RefSeq, a predicted model, not a curated record
UUAUUAAUGAAGAUUUUUUUUUUUUAGUGCAAAGAAGACAAUAAGCAAAAGAAAAUGUCAAGUCGUAUGUGCAACCAGUGUGGUUGCACUGACAUUGAUAUAGACUCAACAAGAGGGGAUGCAGUAUGUACAGGCUGUGGUUCCGUUCUGGAAGAUCAGAUCAUCGUGUCAGAGGUCCAGUUCCAGGAAAACUCUGGCGGUGGUUCAUCAUUGAUUGGACAGUUUGUAUCUUCAGAAGGACCAGGUAAAUCAUUCUCCAUUGGAGGAAGUUUUCCACAUGGAAUGCAAAAAGAAUCAAGGACAGUAACUCUUCAGAAUGGCAAGAAAAGAAUACAACAGCUAGCCAGUCAAAUGAAUCUGAAUCAGCACUGUAUUGAUACUGCAUUUAAUUUCUUUAAAAUGGCAGUGUCGAAACGUAUGACACGGGGUCGUAAAACAUCAAACGUGAUAGCGGCCUGUUUGUAUCUGGUUUGUCGAUCAGAAAGAACACCUCAUAUGCUACUAGACUUCAGUGAUGCAUUACAGGUGAAUGUCUACAGUUUAGGAAGGACGUAUCUUCAUCUGUCUAGAGAACUAUGUAUCAACUUGCCAGAUAUUGAUCCAGCAUUGUACAUAUCGAGGUUUGCCCAUAAUCUAGAGUUUGGAGAGAAGACUCAUGAAGUAUCCAUGACUGCUAUGAGACUUGUACAGCGGAUGAAGCGUGACUGGAUGUCCACUGGUAGACGACCCAGUGGUCUCUGCGGCGCAGCAUUGUUAGUGGCUGCCAGAAUUCAUGAUUUCUCCCGGUCUAUUAAGGAGAUUAUAAAGGUGGUGAAAGUAUGUCAGUCAACAUUAAGGAAAAGAUUGGUUGAGUUUGAAGAGACACCUUCAAGUCAGUUGACAAUUGAAGAAUUCCAGACUAUAGAUUUAGAACAAGAAGCAGAUCCACCAUCAUUUACUGAGGGAAAACGUAGAGCAAAAAAGAUACAGGAACAAAGCAAGCUGCCAGAGUAUGCAUCAGAAGUUUCCAAGCUUCAGGAGGAGAUAGAGCAAACAUUACUUAAUCAAAAACCAAGAGGAAUAUGGGCACAUUAUGCUAAAAUGGCAGAUGAUUGUGGCUCUGUGGACUCGGAAGCAUCUCGACUGAGUGACCUCACAGAAUCUGAAGAGAGCAUUAAUGAAGCCAAGAGAAACUCUAGCCUAGACUCUCUCUCAGAUCUAAGUACUGGUAAAAAUGAAAUAAUUAAAUCAGAAUCUCCUCAAGAACCUAAAACAGAAAACUCCACUCAAGAAGUGUUUGAUAGUGGAGGGCCAAAAUUAGAAAACUCCACUCAAGAGGUGUUUGAUAGUGGAGGGACAAAAAACAGUGAAACAGAUGAUUUACAAUCUGAUGAUCUCGUAGAAACAAGUAAAUUAACAGCAGAUACUAUUGGUAAUGAGUUAGUUAUUGGAAGUGAUUUAAAUGUACUCGAUGAUAAGAAUGUGAAGGAGGUAACUGGAGCUCUAGGUGUGCCAGCUAUAGGAACAGAGAUGGAGACACUAGUCAGUGAUUGUAUGAAGGAAGGAAGUGAAAAUUCUAGGGAUAGUGUUGUGGAUGAGGAACUUGAUCUAACUGGUAUUGAUGAUGCUGAGAUUAAUAAGUACUUAUUGGCAGACAAAGAGGUAUUACUGAAAACUAGGAUCUGGAUGGCAGAAAAUGCUGAAUUCCUUGAAGAAAUGAGAUUAAAAGAAGAAAAGAAAGCAAAAGAGGCUGAAGAAGAAGCUAAGAAACCACCAGAAAAAAGAAAAAAAUAUACUAAGAGGAAGAGGAAAGCACCAAUGCAAGAGGCAGCCACUGCUCAAGAGGCAAUACAGAAAAUUAUGCAAGAGAAGAAAAUAUCGUGUAAAAUUAACUAUGAUGUAUUGAACGAUUUAAAUGUUAAGUCUACAUUAACUACAAACAGUCCAGUGAAGGGAGAGAACAGUGUUUUAGGUAGUGCACAAGAUAACAGUGCUCUGAUAUCGAGAUUUAGAAAACCAAGUGUCAGUUUGGAUUUUAGACCAGCAGAGACAAAACCAGUUGUAAAGAAGGCAAAGAAGGCAGAUCUUGCCCCACCACCCAUGCUACCUCAAAUGGAUGAGAAAUCCAAGGUUGAUGUUGUUGUAGAAUCGGGACCAGUGCAAUAUGACCAGAAAGAUGAUGUAUAUGAUGAAGAGGAGGCAGAAGAUUACUUUGAGGAAGAAGAACAUCAUCUUAGUGCAGCACGCUUGUUUGGAAAUACAGGUGUGGAGGUAGAGGAGUAUGAUUAUGACAUGGACUGAACAGUCGACAUAAGAUCCUAUUUUUAUAGUGAAUCCAAGUAAACCAUGAGAAAUGUCUACUAUCACGCCAUAGUUACAAUAUACUACAUUGUACAUACUAAAAUACAGUGCCAAACUUUAAAUAUAAACAUUUUGUAUUAGAUUACUCUGUACUCUUGAAAUCUUACAAUAAUUAUUAUAAUGUAUUUUCAGAGAAUAUUGCGAGAGACAAUUUAUGUUCUUAAAUUAUGAUUAUGAUUUCUUUGUCAUAGUGAUAUUGAACAGUUUAACAAAUCCAUUACAAUGAUUUUUUAAAAGAUAACUGGUUAAAUUAAUAAGAAAGAGUUGCAUAAUGAAAUUAUUUGUCCAAACAUACUAUGUAUUCUAUUACACAUGUACAUGUUAACAAUUAUUUAUAGAAAGGUGUUCAUUUUAUAAUUUAAAUGGCAGUUUUUUUGCUUGCAUUUUAAGUACUACUUAUUAUGUGUCUCGAACUGUUUAUAUAAGUAAUAAGGUCUCUGACAUUUGUGUACUUACCCUUGUUUAUGAUAGAAUGUACUUUUUAGUCAAAAGUUUUGUCUGUGAGUAAAAUUUGAUAGUUUCAGGAUAAGGAGUAUGAAAAAUAUAUAAUAUACAAUGUAUGUAUAAAGCAUGCUAAAUUUCUAUUGGAUGUUUAUAUUGUUAAAUGGUUUGAAUGUUAAGCUGCAGUAAUAGUUUGACUGUAUCACCAGUAUAGAAACAGGCUACAGUCUGAACAUCAGUGGAAUUUUACAAAGACUAUACUUUUACCAACUCAUACAUAGAAUUUUGAAACAAACUUAAAUAUCACAACAUGAAAUAACCAUGUCAAAGUGGUAUGGCUGUUAUACAAAUUCACCAGGGAAAUGAAAUUAUAUUCAAUUUGGUGCAGUGCAGCUAUAUCUAAAAAUUAAAGAAAAAGAAUGAUCCCUCGGAGGAAUUUAUCACAUGAAAAUUGCAGACUCGGUUUGAUUGAGAAAAUCAAGUAAAAUAUUAUGUUAAAAACUAUAUUGUUAAUAAGUAAGUCAAAUUGUGAAAUUAUCACCAUGAAUUUAUUGUCUUAUUUACAAACAGGGUGCAUAUACAUGCAAUUAUUCAGAUAUUAGGUUACAUGGUAAUAAUUUAAUUUUCAUCAAAUAUUCUUAAAUCAAAGUAAAGCUUUA